AUGUUCUAUUUGGUUGCGUUGACAGUUUUCGUACUCUUCAUUCUACUUCUACUCGCAAUGUUUGGUGGAUUUUGUGUUCAUUUUCAACGACGUCUCCGUAAAGCAAAGUUGGAAAAAGCCGAAUUGAGCCGCGAGAUUGGCCUAUCGGCUCUAGAUCCUGCGGCACCGAUCAAUAUCUCUGGAAAUCCAAUCUACGAACCAUUCGGCCUAUGCGCUGAUUUACAGCACAUCCCUCGACAAGCAGUCACGUUGAACAAGCCACUAGGACAAGGCGCAUUCGGCGAAGUCUACGAGGGAACUCUCUUAAGCAGCAGCGGUCAUUUGGAGCGAGUCGCUGUGAAGACCCUACCGAAAAGUGCUACGAAACAGGCGAUUAAUGAUUUCGAAAUGGAAGCUCUCAUUAUGAGCAAAUUCCAACACGAAAACAUCUGCGAGUUCAAAGGAGUUUGUUUUGAUGUGAUGCCUCGAUUGAUUGUUUUGGAACUGCUGGCUGGAGGCGAUCUGAAAAGUUUUCUACGCGAAUGUCGUCCCCGUAAUACCAACGAGAAUGCUAUUGAAAUGGUGGAUUUGUUCGAAAUGGCUCGUGAUGUUGCGAAAGGUUGUAAAUUUCUGGCUGAUAAUCGUUUCAUUCAUCGUGAUAUCGCCGCCCGAAACUGUCUUUUGACGAAGAAGGAAAAAGGACGCGUAGUGAAAAUUGCUGAUUUUGGAAUGGCAAGAGAUAUUUAUAGGCAAGACUACUAUCGUAAGGGUGGGAAAGCCAUGCUUCCAGUGAAGUGGAUGCCUCCUGAGGCAUUCCUUGACGGUAUCUUCACGGUGAAAACUGACGUUUGGUCAUUUGGUGUUCUCUUAUGGGAGAUCUUCUCGUUGGGUUAUAUGCCUUAUCCGGGUCGAAAUAAUCAAGAAGUUAUGUCACUAAUCGUGAACGGCGGACGUUUGGAGCCUCCGAAUGGUGUGCCGGAUCAAGUUUAUUCGUUNAUGUUGGAAUGCUGGAGUACUAUUGAUAUUGAUCGUCCGAAAUUUGAUGAUAUUAUCGACAGAAUAAAUGCAAUGAUCAGGGAUCCACUGCUACGUUCCUCACCGUUACCAUCGAUAACGCAUCGUAUGUCUCACUCUCAACUGCCCGUCAAAACAGUCCCAUUGCCAGAGAGCCCCCUCUCGAUGACGGACUCGAUUCCACAGAGCACACAGUCUCAAGCUACUAUUAACACUGUUGUCACAUCAUUCAGUGACAGCGCAUAUCCCUCAUGUGAUCCGAUGCCUACUAAAGGAGAUGGUAUCAAUUUCAACGUGUGCACACCGUAUCAACCGCAAUCAAGUGAACCCUUCUGUGCAGUUGAUGACACAGCCACAGGUGUGCAGCAGCCACUGACUGCAAGCCUACUGCUUGACCCGUCUGGAACUGUCAUUCCCUGGGAAACGGCAAAUGAUCUUGCCGUAACAAGUGAUCAUUUCACAUUCAACGCAACUACAAGCGCAUUUGAAUGCCCAAAUAAUCGAACUUUGAAUAAAUCGCCAAGAAAUUCGUUCGGGAACGAAACGCUCCCACUCAAAAGUGAAGCGCCUGGAAGUCGGCGACCGCUUAUUGAAACGGUAUUUUACUUAUUGUCAAUCGGCCGAUUGGCCGGUCGUUAA
This is a messenger RNA of Anisakis simplex (herring worm), 1632 nucleotides long. The record is from the annotation of a GenBank genome assembly. Lineage: Eukaryota; Metazoa; Nematoda; Chromadorea; Rhabditida; Anisakidae.